CUGCCCGUGUGAGUGCUAUCAAGCUGGUAUCCGUCGAGUUGUGUGCCGAAAGCCAUUAAAUUUCCCGAACCAUUUUCUGCGCUUCGAUUUUUGUUUCUGUUUUUGCCAGUAGCAGCAGCGGUGUGUGUGCCCCCUCGUACCAGAUUGGUCGCGGAACAAAACGCAUUCAAGAAAAAGCGCUCCAACCGGCAGGUCCUGUGUCACUCUCUCUCUUCACGCCCGUUAGGCUCAAACAUCAUCCAACAAAAGCAAAAUGGCUGGCGGUAAAGCAGGCAAGGAUUCGGGCAAAGCGAAAGCCAAAGCAGUGUCGCGCUCCGCAAGGGCGGGUUUGCAGUUCCCGGUCGGACGUAUCCAUCGUCAUCUGAAAAACCGAACCACAAGCCAUGGACGCGUCGGUGCGACCGCCGCCGUUUACUCGGCAGCCAUCCUGGAGUACCUGACGGCUGAGGUGCUGGAGUUGGCCGGCAACGCCUCGAAGGAUCUCAAAGUGAAGCGAAUCACGCCCAGGCAUCUGCAGCUGGCCAUUCGCGGUGACGAGGAGCUGGACAGCUUGAUCAAGGCCACCAUUGCCGGCGGUGGCGUCAUUCCCCACAUCCACAAAUCGCUCAUCGGCAAGAAGGGCGGCCCCGAGUAAUAAGCAGUCCCGCGUUUUUUUUUAUGGAUAGCGGGGACAGGGAGAGGGAGGCGCCGAAACGAUAGCAGUCCCAUGCGCGAAAGGAGAGAGAGAGAGAGAGAGAGGGAAGAGUAGGAGCAUUGGGGAUAAUCCAUUUGUAUGACCACACGAAAAGUUUAUUUUUAAUCGUGAGCGUGAGCGAGAGAGCGCAUGCUUUUUCUCUAUAUAGAACCUACGGUGUUAUAGAGACAGAGGAGAUAGGGAGGAAGGGGGGGGGGGGGGGAGGGGGAGGAGAGUGGUUAGCCGAGUGCGCGCUCAAAUCCGAACUUUUAGGAGACUUUUAGAAGGAGACGCGGUUUGCAUUUUUUUUUUGUCAUUGUUUUUACCUUUGAUUGCAUCGUCGUUAAGGCAGGACUCGCCGGCGCACUAGCGGAAGAGAGGAUGUGCGCGUCGGCACGUGGCUAGAAUAUUGUGAGCUUUCGAACCAUACGGAGAGCGCGCGCUCAUCCAGCCCUAACCCACCCCGCCAGGGGGAAGGACGAUGAGUUCUGUUUACUUAUUGUGUCUUUUUUCUAUUCUUACUCUUUUUUUUCCGAUCGCUCAACCUCAAUAAUGAUAUAUUUAUAAGAAACAGUGAACCUACAUUUCACUACCACACACACACACACACACACGCACACAGACUCGGAUUCUCGGGGGGUAUUUUUUUUUUUUUGGUUUCCUUGGCAUAGAUAGGUCCCGCCAAUAGAUUCUAUUACGUACUAAAAAAAAGAAGGGAAGAGUGACGGGAGGGAGAAUCUUUCCGGGAUCCUCGACUGUUGGAAUCAAAUUUUAAUCGCGGGAGGAGAAAAGCAAAACAAAACACGUCUACUACUACUUACGCUAAUAAGGAAAAAGAAGAGUCAUAAACAACUCGCAAUUGUACAACGACAGGCUCUAUACUUUUACGGUUUUUAGGAUGCAUGGCGGGAGGACACGUUUUCAUUUCCGUUCGAAGCAAACCAUACUCCCACCUUCCCACCCACACGCCGCCCAACCGACCUUAGCUUAACGGGCACGACGAAAGACGCUAGACGGUAGCGAUUGCUGCCAAACAGAGCAGAAAGGAAACCGCAAAGGACUGUUCACACAAAUCUUCACUAGGUUACAGCAUCUUUUUAUUUUUUAUUUUUUUGGUUUGCCUGACGAAACACACAGCUCAUCGAUAUUGGGAUUUUGUACAAAAAAAAAGAGAAGAGGACGAGAAGCAGGACGGAAAAAUCGAAAAAUUGUACACUACACAGAGAAAGAGAGAGCGAGAGCAUUAGUAACAAAGAUGGAAUGGAACACUGCAUUAGUAUAGUACCGCUAAUAGUGAGGGUUUUUCUUUUUUGAUGAAGAACAAUAGAUGAAACAUACAGAGAGAGAGAGAGAGAG
Messenger RNA from Anopheles coluzzii, 2029 nucleotides. RefSeq names its product histone H2A.V (gene His2Av). Gene Ontology annotation, cellular component: nucleosome. The transcript has 5 exons. The coding region runs from base 254 to 634 and encodes 126 amino acids. Gene Ontology annotation, molecular function: DNA binding; structural constituent of chromatin; protein heterodimerization activity. NCBI's taxonomy places the organism in Eukaryota, Metazoa, Arthropoda, Insecta, Diptera, Culicidae. The record is from RefSeq and is a predicted model, not a curated record.